This is a messenger RNA of Dentiscutata erythropus, 1098 nucleotides long. The record is from the annotation of a GenBank genome assembly. Lineage: Eukaryota; Fungi; Glomeromycota; Glomeromycetes; Diversisporales; Gigasporaceae.
AUGCAUUCAACUACAACGAACCUGCCAAAUAAGGUUCAAUUUUUGUUGGAACAAGUUGGAGACUUAACACAGUUGAAUGUGACAGAUCGAAAACAGUCGAAAGGGGUUAUAACAGAUAUCCAACAAACGAUUGGAUCGACAUAUGGCGGUAAUUACAAACUAAAAUGGGUACAGCAACCUCGUUCAGUUUUUGUUGUUAAAAAACCAUCGAGCGAAUCAACGGAGAAAACGUUUGUGGAAUUAAUAAAUUGGCUACACGAUAAAUAUCCUCAAAUUAAUAUAAUAAUCGAACAAGAAGUUGCAAAAGAAUUUCAAAAUAGACUACCAUUUGUAUACAUUAUACCCAAAGGGCAAAAAGAUGAAUAUGCACGAGUCGUAGAUUUUAUUAUUGCUCUGGGGGGUGAUGGUACUAUUUUACAUGUAUCUUCACAAUUCAAUCAUUCCGUUCCACCUAUUAUCUCAUUUUCGAUGGGAACACUUGGUUUCUUGUUACCAUUUCAUGUUCGACACUAUGAGUCGGCAUUGGAAUCUUUGAUCAAAGGUGAUGUCCCCUUGUUACUGCGAAUGAGAUUGGCAUGUUCAAUUUGGAACGCAGAAAGAAAGAGAAUUUUGUGGAAUGAUCAAGAAAUCGGACAUAUACAAGCCAUGAAUGAAGUAAACUUACACAGAGGACGUUUUCCGCAUUUAACAGCAAUUAAUUGUUUUGUUGAUGAACAAUUCCUAACUAAUGCAGUGGCGGACGGCUUGAUUGCUGCCACACCCACUGGUUCAACAGCGUAUUCAUUAUCUGCUGGCAUUAUUCUCUUAACACCGAUAUGCCCACGGUCAUUAUCAUUUCGGCCAAUUUCAUUACCACCAACCGCGAAAAUUAAAAUGGAGCUUAGUGAGGAAAGUCGUUCACCAUUAGAAGUAACUGUUGACGGUAGAGUAAUAUGCAUGUUAGAUAAAAAAGAUUUUUUAGAGGUUGAAAUGUCACCAUAUCCAAUUCCAUGUGUUAACCGCGUUGGUGAGGGCGUGGAUUGGGUUAAAGAUAUUAACGAGUUGUUAAAGUGGAAUCAGAAUUUUGUGAAUAAGCAGCUACUUACUCAUUGGUGGUGA